UUUAACCAUGAUACAUAGAGAGAAGCACAUACAAUGCAUGGUUUUGACACUUUGUUACCUCUUUCAAAUUCAAUGCGGAUAAAAAUUUGACACUUUCUCUGAAUUCAACUUUUAUUCUCUUGGAUUUGCAUCUGGUGCCAUAAUGAAAUUUAAUGCGGAUAAAAAUUUGUUGCACUCAAUUACGCAAUUCAGUGAAACCUUGUACCAACUUUGUUAUGCUACCCCAAUAAAGACUGUUUCAGAUGGGAUAUGGAGUGACCAGAAAAAAGGCAGGAUUCCAAUGAAAUCUCUCUUUCCAGUAUUUGAAUUACAAGUCAUUGUAAUUUUUGUUAUCACCCAAAUAUGCCGUACAUUGAUCAAGCCCUUGGGACUCCCUCUAUUUAUUUCACAAAUGAUGGCUGGCUUGAUCUUAGUUGGUUUAUUUGAGCUAGCACCAUUGGAAAGUUACAUGACGACGUUAUUUCCUUUUGGGACUCAUGAUAUCAUUUCAACAAUAUCAUCAAUCGGUCUUGUACUUUUUGUUUUUAUAAACGGUGUGCAAAUGGAUUUCAACAUGAUAAAAAGAACAGGACACAAGGCUUGGGUGAUUUCCAUAAUUGGACUCAUAGCACCCUUACUUUUGGGACUUGCCCCAGCAGCUUUUUUCCCUGGAAAAUUUGAGAGAAAACAUGAAAGUGAUAUCUAUGUAUUACUUGUAUCGCACUCAUUAACUUCAUUCGCGGUCGUUGCUUCUUUUCUAACCGAGCUUAAAAUGCAAAACUCGGAGCUAGGAAGGUUAGCGUUGUCGUCAGCGUUGGUGAGUGACAUGUUGAGCACAAUUGUUGCCACGAUUGGUGUUGUGGUGGUGAAGACUCCUAAUGGGAGUGUGAUGGCUAGAGAAUUGUUCUUGUUGUUUUCUCUUGUUGUGCUGAUUCCACUUCUCUUUCGACCCGCGAUGUUUUGGAUUAUAAGAAAAACCCCAGAAGGAAGGCCUGUGAGUGAGGGUUACAUUUACAUGAUCACCGCAAUGGUGUUUGUUCUAGGAGUAGUUUCAGUCAAGAUAAAUCAUGAGUUUGUUCUAGGAGCUUUUAUUUUGGGACUUUCUGUUCCGGAAGGGCCACCAUUGGGAUCUGUGUUGGUUAAGAAGCUUCAUUUCUUUGGAAACACAUUCCUUUUGCCAAUCUUUGUGACCACUUCUAUGUUAAGGGCAGAUUUGAAGAUGGACUAUGCAUCCACAACAACUUUGGUUAUUGGUUUGGUAGUGCUUGUUACCCAUGUGGUCAAAAUCAUUGCUUGCUUUCUACCUGCGCUCUUUUGCCAAAUGCCUGUCAGUGAUGCUUUAACUGUUGCCUUCAUCAUGAACACCAAAGGCAUAGUGGAAGUUGGUUUCUUCUGUUCCCUCUACGACAAUAAUUUAAUUGGGAGUAAAACAUAUGCUUUGAUGAUGAUCAGUGUGAUGGUCGUAGCCACUAUUAUGCAGUUGUUAGUGAAGAUUUUGUAUGAUCCUUCAAGAAAAUAUGCGAGCUAUCAACAAAGAAACAUCAUCAAUUUAAAACCCAACUCCGAGCUGAGGAUACUCAUAACCAUUCAUAAACCAAACCACAUUUCACCCUCAAUAGAUUUCCUCGACGUCUGUCAUCCAACAACAGAACAUCCUAUUGUUGUGGAUGCGCUGCAUCUAGUCGAGCUAGUUGGGCAAUCCUUACCCAUUUUCACCUCUCACGCUCUUCAAAGACAAUCAUCAUCAGCAAGCUCUCACAGGUCAUACUCGGAUAAUGUCAUUCUUGCUUUCGAUAUCUUUCAACAUAACAACCAAAAUGCGACAUCAGUGUUCACUUACACAGCAAUAUCCCCACCCGACCUCAUGUAUGAAAAUGUGUGCACCCUUGCAUUAGAUAAACUAGCAUCCAUGAUAGUGCUUCCUUUUCACCAAAGAUGGUCAAGUGAUGGUGGAAUCGAGUCGGAUGACAAGAACUUAAGAGCACUAAAUUGCAAGGUCCUUGAAACCGCUCCAUGCACGGUCGGAAUCCACAUAUGUCGUGCCUCUCACCCGAGAAAAGACUCAUGCACUAAACUAGCCAUGAUUUAUUUGGGUGGAACAGAUGAUCAAGAGGCUUUGUGCUUGGCGAAACGAGCAAUCGUGAACCCGAAUAUUAGGAUGGUUGUUUACCACCUUGUUGUUAAGCAUCACGCAGCGGAAUUGGAGGACCUUAUGGUGAUGGAAGAUUAUUUGUUGCAAGAAGUGAAACAUGCACAUAAUGUGGCAUAUAAAGAAGUGUUUGUGAAAGAUGGAUCUGACACAACUGCUUUUCUUCGUGACGUCGUGAAAGAGCAUGAGUUUUUUAUAGUUGGGAGACGACAUGAGAUCAACGCGCCUCAAACCAUGGGACUUACAGACUGGAGUGAAUUUCCAGAAUUAGGUGUCAUUGCUGAUGUUCUUUCUUCACCAGAUUUUAAGAGCGAUGCAUCGGUUUUGGUGGUGCAGCAACAACUAUCACGCAAGAAAAGUACUAAAAGAUUGAUAUUUUAGCUAUUAAAAAAAUCAACAUAGAUUAAAUUUUGUAUAUUUAUGCAUUUAAAAUUUUACAUAUACGUUGUUAGCUAAAUAUCCACGUAAUUUUUAGAAACUUCUAAAAUUUAA
Molecule: messenger RNA, 2620 nt
Organism: Lotus japonicus
Lineage: Eukaryota; Viridiplantae; Streptophyta; Magnoliopsida; Fabales; Fabaceae
Product: cation/H(+) antiporter 3-like
Exons: 4
Coding region: 143-2509 (788 amino acids)
Biological process (GO): regulation of pH; proton transmembrane transport
Cellular component (GO): membrane; endomembrane system
Molecular function (GO): antiporter activity
Source: RefSeq, a predicted model, not a curated record